AUCGAAUUAAAAAUGACAAAAACUUCGUCUGUCUUCGCUUCUGCCCCCCGCAUCCCCGCGGACGCCAUCUUCGCUCUCACCGCAGAAUAUCUCGCGGACCCGUUCCCGAACAAGGUCAAUCUCGGCCAGGGAACGUACCGCGACAACAACGCGCAGCCGUGGGUGCUGCCCAGCGUGAAGAAGGCGCGCAGCAUUAUCGAGGACAAGGGGCUGAACCAUGAGUAUCUCCCGAUUCUGGGACUAAAGGGUCUCCGGGACGGGACGGCGCAGUUGGUUUUUGGAGAGGAAUACGGGGGAGUAUCAGAUAGGCUAGCAACAUCGCAAGCAAUCUCCGGCACAGGCUCACUGCACCUGGCCGGCAAAAUCCUCAAAUACUGCAACACAUCCCUCCCCAAAGUCUACAUCCCUUCCCCAACCUGGUCAAACCACCACCUCGUCUUCUCCUCUCUCGGCUUCGAAUGCGUCUCCUUCCAGUACUACAACGCCGCCACCAAAUACCUCGACAUCGACUCUUAUCUAGCUACCCUACGCUCGGCAGAACCCGGCUCAAUCAUCAUCCUGCACGCCUGCGCACACAACCCCACAGGCCUCGACCCAAGCAUCGAGCAGUGGAAGGAAAUCGCCUCGAUAGUGCAGCAGCGCCGACUCUUCCCGCUAUUCGACGCGGCGUAUCUCGGCUUUAAUUCCGGGGACUAUGACCGCGAUGCCUGGCCGAUUCGACACUUUGUUUCUGACUUGGGGCUCGAAGCGGCUGUUUGUUUGAGUUUUGCGAAGAAUAUGGGGCUUUACGGCGAACGGGUUGGCUGUCUUUUGCUAGCAACGACAGAUGCAGAAACUGCCGGCAAUGCACAGUCCGUGCUAGAGUCGCUGCAGCGCUCUGAGAUCUCGAACCCGCCGGCCUUUGGGGCGAAGAUUGCCGAGACGAUUAUGCGUGAUGACGAGCUGCGGGGGCUCUGGUUCCAGGAUCUGAAGACGAUGAGUGGCCGGAUCCAGGAGAUGAGGAGGGCGUUGUUUGAUGGGUUGAAUAAAUAUUCCACUGGAAAUUGGGACCACUUGAUUAGACAGUCGGGUAUGUUCGGGUUCCUGGGGCUGUCGAAGGAUGUGGUGAAGACGUUGAAGGAUGAAUAUCAUAUCUACAUGGCCGAAAACUCGCGGGUGUCGAUUGCGGGCUUGAACACGGGGAAUGUCGACUAUGUCGCUCGGUCAAUUGCUGAAGUGUUGAAGAGCGCUUGA
Messenger RNA from Aspergillus versicolor CBS 583.65, 1233 nucleotides. RefSeq lists its product as uncharacterized. The record is from RefSeq and is a predicted model, not a curated record. Gene Ontology annotation, molecular function: L-aspartate:2-oxoglutarate transaminase activity; pyridoxal phosphate binding. Bases 13 to 1233 code for a protein of 406 amino acids. NCBI's taxonomy places the organism in Eukaryota, Fungi, Ascomycota, Eurotiomycetes, Eurotiales, Aspergillaceae. Gene Ontology annotation, cellular component: cytosol. Gene Ontology annotation, biological process: L-aspartate biosynthetic process. The transcript has 5 exons.